AUGGAAUCACGUCUGGAAGAAGCUGUUCAAUAUGCUAGGGAUUUUCCUCAGAACUCAAUUCGCUCUGUGGCCAAGAAAUAUGAGGUGGCACACACAACACUGAGAUAUCGCCUCAAGAGAUAUGUCGAUCGCCUUGAUGCUGUCAACCUUGCUGUGCGACCAGAGUUCAUUGUGGAUGCCCGCGAAUGCAAUCCUUCGUGCCAAAGCCCUGCAGCCAAAUCGGGCGACCCGCCUACUGUUGGCGUUCACUGGGUCACACGAUUCAUCCAGCGCCACGGGUACUGCAAGCAGCGCCAGAAGACCUUGAGCGCCGAAAGAGAGCUCGACCCAGAGACUGUCAUUCGACCUACUCCCAGUGGAUACACGAACGAUGAGAUCAGUCUCGACUGGGUGCAACACUUUGACAAGCACACUAACGGGUGCCGAAAAGGGAGGAAACGUCUUCUCAUCUUGGACCGGCAUGGGUCGCACCAUACGAAGGAGUUCAUUGAGUACUGUGAUGCCCAUGGCAUCAUUCCUUCGGCUUGCCCCAAACCUGACACAUCUACUGCAGCCACUAGAUGUGGUGGUGUUCCAGCCGUUGAAGCACUACCACGCCAAAGCGCUGGACCUCAUGUCCGACAAGUCAACAAGGUUGCCAGGGUCAUAGAGAACGGAUUGGGUGAAGUCAACGAAAUUAGCCCGGAUCUGGCUCACAAUAUGAGCCGAUUCAUCCAGGGCUCUCUGAGCAACGUUGCCGAACUCCUGCAGACGAAAAAGGACCUAGGAAGGACUAGAUACGCAGAGAAAAUAGCCAAACAGCGGAGGGCCAUGAAGAACAAGGUUCUGCAGUCGGGAGGGGUACUUACAGUCCAGGAAGGCCGUGCAAUGGUCCGGCGUAAGGAAGAAGACGAAGUUACCAAGGCGAGGGAGGUGAUCGCCAGGAUGGAAGCGAAGGCCAAGAACGCACUUAAGCGUUGGUUUAAUGAGGCCGCAAAGACUGCAAGACAAUGGAGGGCCAUUGGAAAGCUUGACAGGGCUGAGAUUUACGAAAGUGGUCGCGAAGUGCGGCUGCUGAAGCGCUUCUAA
Messenger RNA from Hirsutella rhossiliensis, 1068 nucleotides. RefSeq names its product DDE superfamily endonuclease domain-containing protein. The coding region runs from base 1 to 1068 and encodes 355 amino acids. The record is from RefSeq and is a predicted model, not a curated record. The transcript has 4 exons. Gene Ontology annotation, cellular component: nucleus. Lineage: Eukaryota; Fungi; Ascomycota; Sordariomycetes; Hypocreales; Ophiocordycipitaceae. Gene Ontology annotation, molecular function: DNA binding.